UUCGUGUCACCUUCGACGACGCACUCGUCGUCAACCGUCACCACGCGUGUCAUUGUGCUCUCGACGACCCGCGAAAUGAACGCGUUCGAACGAUCCGACGACGAAAGUCGUACAUCAGCGAAACCGGGCGGCGGCGGCUACAGCGCAAAGCGGUCGCGACAGGCCGACUGGUCCGUGUUGUUUCACGGCCUGAGCGCCGCCGUGAUCGCUCUGACCGUGCUCCGGAUUUUGCCGACGAUGAUCGCGUGCCUGGUGAGCGUGUGCAUCCUGCGGUCGCCGGGGCUCAGAACUCUGUCGAGCAGACUGUUCCGCGUGCUGGGACUGCGAUGCCGCUGCAGAUCGGCCGAAGCGAACGGCUUGGGCGGCCGAUCCGUCCCGCCGAGAAAUCAGCUCGCGCCGUCGUCGUCGACAAACGGCAGUGAAGUUCCGCCGACGAGCGACGACGACGACGACGACGACGACGACGACGUUCCGCCGCGGCCACCGUCGACAAACGGCCGUGUCGCUCUGCCGCCGCUCGUCAGACGUUAUCUGCGAUUUCUGAUGUCAGUGAUGCGAAGCGUCCAACGCUUCGCCUUUGUCCGUCGGAAACGUUCGCGGCGGUCGUCUCGUCGGUGUUGCGACACCGCGAGCAGUGCCCGCACCGUCACCACAGUCACCGCUUGCAAAAACAUCGUCACGAAGACCGUAGAGACGGUCACUGGUUUUGGGACCGACAACGAUUUCGCCGUUCGCUGCAGCCAACGUCACGAUGCCACCACAGAACUACGAUGACGUGUCGUUAUAUAUAUAUAUACAUAUAUAGAGCGUAUAUUAUAAUAAUAUUUUAUAGAUUUUAAACUAUUUCGUGGUUAUUAUAUAUAUAUGCGUAGAGCCGGGUAUACUCGAUAGUCCAUACACAUGACGAGCUUUUGAUUUAUAAGUCACAACGGUGACUUUUAAUUUUAUUAUUAUACGGGUUUCACGACAUUUCUCCAGAGUCUAGGCGUUGCAAUUACCGCGUUUAUGUCACGGCCAGUGGUUGUUCGUUAAUCCGCAUUAGAGUUGUUGGGUUUACAGCAUCGUACGUCGUCGAUCGUGUCGCGCCCAAAAAUUGAGCUCAACACGACUAUUUAUUGGUUGAUCGUGG
Messenger RNA from Aphis gossypii (cotton aphid), 1129 nucleotides. RefSeq lists its product as uncharacterized. Lineage: Eukaryota; Metazoa; Arthropoda; Insecta; Hemiptera; Aphididae. The transcript has a single exon. The coding region runs from base 76 to 774 and encodes 232 amino acids. The record is from RefSeq and is a predicted model, not a curated record.